UAAUUAUCAUUCCUAAUUAGAGCCGCCAUUAUUCUCCCCUGAAACCCUCACUGUCACACACACACAGUAGUGUGAGCGAGCAGCCAUGAACGUAACAUCUCUUCGGCUAAUAAACCCAAAUCCGGGCCCCACCACUUAUUCUAGUGGUGGUCCACGUAAUGGCACCACAUCACUCUGCCACUUUUCUUUCCAACGAAACAACAAACAUCACUUGAAGAAGAAACACGUGGGCCCUAUUGCGUGUUCGCUCACCGUUGAGAAACAAACGAGUCAAACUCCGAGUCGAAUCGGUGAACUGGGUCAAGUUUCGGGCGUGUUGGGGUGUCAAUGGGGUGAUGAAGGUAAAGGCAAAUUGGUUGAUAUUUUAGCUAAACAUUUCGAUAUCGUUGCUCGCUGUCAGGGUGGAGCAAAUGCUGGGCACACUAUCUACAAUUCUGAAGGCAAGAAGUUUGCACUUCAUCUGGUUCCCUCAGGGAUUCUCAAUGAGGAAACUAUAUGUGUUGUGGGAAAUGGUGUCGUGAUUCAUCUUCCCGGGUUCUUCAAAGAAAUUGAUGGCCUUGAAUCAAAUGGGAUUUCUUGCAAUGGAAGAAUUUUAGUUUCUGACCGGGCUCAUUUAUUAUUUGAUUUUCAUCAAGAAGUAGACGGGCUCAGAGAAGCUGAAUUAGCCAAAUCUUUUAUUGGAACAACUAAAAGAGGAAUUGGACCAUGUUACUCUAGCAAAGUGAUUAGAAAUGGUAUAAGAGUAAGUGACUUAAGGCAUAUGGAUACUUUCCCUCAAAAGCUUGAUCUUUUGCUAUCAGAUGCAGCUUCAAGGUUUAAAGAUUUUAAGUAUACUCCUGAUAUGCUUCGGGAAGAAGUUGAAAGGUAUAAAAGAUUUGCUGAGAGGCUGGAACCGUUUAUUUGUGAUACAGUUCAUUUCAUGAAUGACUCAAUAUCACAGAAAAAGAAGAUUUUGGUGGAAGGUGGUCAAGCAACUAUGUUGGAUAUUGAUUUUGGGACGUACCCUUUUGUAACUUCAUCCAGUCCAUCGGCUGGUGGAAUCUGCACUGGUUUAGGGAUUGCUCCCAGAGUCCUUGGAGACAUCAUUGGAGUGGUUAAAGCAUACACCACUAGAGUUGGAUCUGGACCUUUCCCAACAGAAUUAAUGGAUAAAGCUGGUGAUCUGCUGCGGUUUUCUGGUCAAGAAUUUGGCACUACCACUGGUCGUCCUCGUAGAUGUGGUUGGCUCGAUAUAGUUGCUCUUAAAUAUGUUUGUCAGAUAAAUGGAUUUUCUUCCCUCAAUCUUACCAAGCUUGAUGUUUUGUCCGAUCUUCCUGAGAUUCAGUUGGGGGUGUCUUACAAAAAUUCCGAUGGUACCCCCAUCAAUUCUUUCCCUGCUGAUUUACAUGUUCUAGAGCAGUCAAAGGUGGAAUAUGAAAGUAUGCCUGGGUGGAAGACUGAUAUAUCUUCUAUAAGAAACUACUCUGAUCUGCCAAAGACUGCACGCCAGUACGUUGAAAGAAUAGAAGAACUGGUUGGCGUGCCAAUCCACUACAUUGGUGUUGGUCCCGGACGUGAUGCUCUAAUAUAUAAAUGAUAACGUUAUGGAGAUAUUUAGCAUUUCUUCAAGCUCAUUGGUGAGAUUGAAACAUUAGUUGCUCUUUUAAGGGCGCACAAGUUCUCGGCACAAGUUGUGUGUUUUCUGGAACAUACAAUUUCGCCUUGCGCUUUGUAACGUAUUUUGAGGCAUUCUCUAAAAGAUGUAUCAAGAAUUUAUUUGGCCCAUAAUGUGGGAAAGAUGGGAUGAUCAUUUUUUUUAGAAGAAAAUAAUGCAGUGUCAUUAACCAAA
Messenger RNA from Erigeron canadensis, 1828 nucleotides. Its product is annotated as adenylosuccinate synthetase 2, chloroplastic-like. Gene Ontology annotation, cellular component: cytoplasm. The transcript is spliced from 4 exons. Gene Ontology annotation, molecular function: GTP binding; adenylosuccinate synthase activity. Bases 86 to 1576 code for a protein of 496 amino acids. Lineage: Eukaryota; Viridiplantae; Streptophyta; Magnoliopsida; Asterales; Asteraceae. The record is from RefSeq and is a predicted model, not a curated record. Gene Ontology annotation, biological process: IMP metabolic process; 'de novo' AMP biosynthetic process.